This is a messenger RNA of Saccostrea cuccullata (small rock oyster), 1413 nucleotides long. RefSeq lists its product as uncharacterized. The transcript is spliced from 4 exons. The record is from RefSeq and is a predicted model, not a curated record. The coding region runs from base 573 to 1193 and encodes 206 amino acids. Lineage: Eukaryota; Metazoa; Mollusca; Bivalvia; Ostreida; Ostreidae.
AAGCUCAAAGGUCCAUUAAACAAUACAAAUCAGGAUUAGAGACAAAAAGGUGUGGGAGCAGGUGACAUGAAAUAAGUUAGUCUAGUGGAUAUGUUUUAUGAUUUUUAAGUGCAUUUUAAAUCUGAAAAUUUAAAACAUGCUUAGAUUGAGAAUUGGUCCAAAAAUUCGAUGAACUAAUUGUUUUAAUUAGGUAUCAAAAGCGCACACAGGUGUAUCGGAAAUUGUAUGAAUGAUUAAAAUUCACUUUUAAGUAGCAUUAAGGCUAGAAUAUAGUUUCAGAAUUUUCAAUACUUUGAAUGUGAAUAUGAUUUAUUCACAGGUCGGUACUAGCUUCAAGAGUGAAUAUAUCAUAAAGUAUUAUUAGUAUGAUCAUCGCAUAAUAUCUAAUAUUGUAAAGUGGAAAACGUACAGAUCAGAUGACAAGUAAGUGUAUCUGAACAUCAAAGCGGAAGUUAAACAGGUGAAUAUACUUCCUGGAUUUUGAUUUUUCUCUUGUAUAUGAUUAAAUUCCUGUAUGUGCUUGAAAUUAAAUCAAUAUAACUUUCAACAUAUAUCAGUGCAUUGUUAUUUCUAUGGCGUAUAAAAAACUCCACUUCAUCAUAACGCUUUUUUCAUGUUCGAGUGCCAUGUACUGCAAAGAAAAAGAUCUGGGUUACAAAUGCUGUGCAAACUACUACUGGAAUUUGACAGAAGGAAAUUGUACUGAAUGUAUGCCAGGAACCUUUGGCCUUAACUGUUCUGAUGAAUGUACAGCUGGCUAUUAUGGACUGUGGUGCUUAAGCAAAUGCCCCGAAUACUGCAAAUCAUGUAAUAAAGUCAACGGAGCUUGUGAUGAAGUAAAAACCAUAACCUCAGAAGAUCUAACCAUGAUUUCUUCAAACAUAAAGAUGGUAACAUCACCAACAGUAUCACAGCAGUCCAUAAGGAACACCAAGACUUUUUCAAUCAUUGGCAUGUUGACAUCACCAGCACCAUUUAGGCAGUCGCAAAGGGGAUCAUUGCUAUAUGUUAUCAUUUCUAUUGGAUCAUUUGUAGUUCUUGUAUUACUUGUGGUUCUAAUGAGAAAUAUCUAUACAAUAACCACACUUCAACCUAAACAAACAAUUCUACUUCAGAUUCAGGAUCAAGAGUCUGAGGCAGCACAGAACACAGUAAACCCAGCUUUUGAUCCUAUAUAUGAAAACCCUAGCUAAGCAAAAACACAGCAUUUUUAUUUCAACUUUUGUCAUUUUUUUUUAUAUCUAGAUAAAAGAGCAUAAUUAUAAUAUUAUGCAGCGAAUGCUUGUAUUUGAUGUUUGACUGAAAUAAAAUAAUUUUACAUUUUCGAAAUAAUGACUUUUAGAAAUGUUUUUGAUCCCAUUCCUGACAAAUGUUUCCAAUGAAUGUUGUUGUAAUAAGUAUUUUGAUGGUUAA